AUGUCAAACCAUAGUUUUACGGUCUAGUCCAUUAUUGAGAACGAAACGGCAAUUGAAACCCUUACAAGCGGGAAAUGAAGGAAAGAAACGGCAAUUGAAACUCUGAAAUUGAAAUUUAGGGUUUUUCAAAGCGAAUGGAAAGAGAAGUAUGUCAACUAAUUUGAUGAUCAAGCUUUCAAUCAAUCUUCAACCUCGCCUUGCUUCUCUUCCAUGGCUGAAGAGUAGUGUUGUUAGAUGCUUUUCGCACAAGGCAGAUGGUUCGGAAUUACCAGUUCGUUACAUUCCUAAGAAACAUCAAGAUUUAAAACAAGCAGGAUGCUCUUCUUCAGGGGACAAGACCUCCAAAAAAGGGAUUCGACCAAGGUCUAGUCCGAGAAAUGGUAUACGUGGAUGUAAGACUUUGAAUAUGAUCAAACCCCCUCGAGGAAGUAGAACUGAUCAUGAGCAGUCAAAUGUAUCAUUUGUUAAUGCACAUGUAUUGGAUGAAGACGGCAAAGAUGGUAGUCAUGGUACCAUAGCUGUGGAGACGGAGUCUUUGAGAAACUUUCAGGAGGUUGUUGAGUAUAUGAAUGUGCCUGGUGAAGUUGUUCAUGAAUUACAAAAUUUUAAGAGGGAUGGUCAAGGUCAAGGGUACAAUUUAAAUCAAGAGAACAGUUGUUAUGAUGAAGCAACGGACAAUGAGUUUCUGGAAGAAGAUGUUGAGGAAACAAAACUUUAUGAAGGGAUUGGUGAAGGCAAACAGGAAAUAUCAAAACCCUGUAGGACUAAGCAAGAUGCUGAGAAUUUGACUAUUGAAUUACUAGCAAAAAAGUCUUUGGCUUUGUUUUCAGGGGACAAGGCCUCCAAAAAAGGAAUCCGACCCAGGUCUAAUUCGAGUAAUGGUACAAGUGGACAUAAGACUUCGGACUCGAUCAAUUUCCCUCGAGGAAGUAGAAUUGAUCGUAAGCAGUCAAAUGUGUCAUUAGUAAAUGCACAUGUGAAUGAAGACAGCAAGGAUGAUACGAUAGCUGUGGAGAAAAAGUCUUUAAGAAAAUUUCAGGAGGUUGUUGAGUAUAUGGAUGUGCCUGGUGAAGUUGUUCAUGAAUUACAAAUUUCUAAGAGGGAGAGUCUAGGUCAAUGGUGCAAUUUAAAUCAAAAGAACAGUUAUUAUGAUGAAGCAACAGACACUGAGUGUCUGGAAGAGCUUGUGGAAGAUGUUGAUGAAACACAACUUUUUGAUGAGAUUGGUGAAGCCAAACAGGAAAUCUCAAAACCCGGCAGGACUAAACAAGGUGCUCAGAAAAUGGCUAUUGAAUUACUAGCAAAAAGGGCUUAUACUGGAGUUGAGUUGCGGAAGAAACUUAUUGCAAAGGGUUUUUCCGUAAAUAUUGUUGAGGCAUUAGUAACUGAUUUCCAGAAUAGAGGGCUGAUUAAUGAUCGCCUGUAUGCGGAAAUGUUUUCCCAUUCUAGAUGGAAGGCUUCAAGUUGGGGGCCUAGGCGAAUCAAGCAAGAAUAUCACUUACUGUUUAAAGAAUUAUCUAUCCUCGUCAAAUAAAGUACUGAUAUUUGGAGGUUCUAGUUCAGCCGCAUAAUUGCCAUAAUAUAGGAUAAAAGUUAUCAGUGUCCAGUUGCUUGAAGUUCUUUAGCAAACUUCUAUUGAAGUCUUUGAGGGAAGGAAAUAAGUGAAAAGAAAAGGGAGUGUUUUCAUUGACAGUGCUCGAAAAAAUGUGUUGAAGUUCAAGUUAGCUGAGUCUAAUAAGGGACAUGAAAAGGGGAAGAACUGGCAAAAUGUUGAUCUGAGCCAGAAUUACUGAACCCGUUUGCUGAGGCUUUUGCUAAGAAUUUUGCUAACAAUGGAACUGGCAAAAUGUUGAUCUGGAGUAAGAAUUUUUGGAAUUUGACUAAUCUCCAUCAAAGGUCAGUUUGCUGAGGCUUUUGCUAAUAGUUGCUGCAUUUUGAUAAGGGACUCAUUUUUGCAAUGCUAUAAUCUCGAGUUUAUAAUUCACUGAAUCAAGUUGCUUGUUAGUCUUCAGAAAAUCUUUUAGUCCUAUAAGUUAAUACCAGUUGAUUUUCUGAGGUAUUUGCAUGUGGAGUUGCGCUUAGUUGCUGGUUUCAUACUCCGACCAUACCUACUUCUGCCUUCUUCUCUGCUUCCCGUCCUUAGAGAGGGAGAGGGAGAGAGAGAGAGAGAGAGAAAACCUUUUCCAUAUUGUCUAUCUUCUCAUUGGCUAUUGUAUGCAACAAUCUUUAAGUGAAAGACUGAUCUUUGUUGGAAUCAGGCACUUGUGAAGAAGGGUGUCAGUGAAGGAGAUGUAGAAAAGGCGGUAAAACUGGUUUUUGAGGACGGUGAAGAGCGUGAUAUAAGGUCGAGCACGAAGCUCUCAAGUACCUCAUUACAGCAACUAUAUGUGCAGUGCUCCAAGCAAUGGCAACUGUCCCGGAAUGUAACUCACGAGAAACGAAAAGCAAGGGUUAUAAGGUGGCUUCAAUACCGUGGGUUCGACUGGGCAGUUGUUAGCACCAUCUUGAAAAAACUAGAAUCUGAAUUUCCUCCUUAGAACCAUGUCAUAUGGUUGUUCUUUCUUCCAAGUUGCCAAAUUGCUUAGCACUUGGCAUCCUUGUUUGUCUCUGUGCUAAGUUUAUAUACAUGCUUAGCUUCAUGUAGAAAUGUAUUUAAACUAUGUGGCUUAUUUAUCAAAUAUGUUUCAAUUCACUUCAUUA
Spinacia oleracea (spinach) is the source of this 2700-nucleotide messenger RNA. RefSeq lists its product as uncharacterized. The record is from RefSeq and is a predicted model, not a curated record. Gene Ontology annotation, biological process: regulation of DNA repair. The transcript has 7 exons. Lineage: Eukaryota; Viridiplantae; Streptophyta; Magnoliopsida; Caryophyllales; Amaranthaceae. Bases 149 to 1534 code for a protein of 461 amino acids.